AUGUCGGACGAAGAAGGACAGUCGAGUUCUCGUAGUGCAUCUAGGCCUACAGCAACUUCAACUAGACCUACAUCCAGCAAUAUGAAUGGUUUUAGUCCUGCAGAAUUACUAUUCGGCAGAAAAUUAAGAACUCAAGUUCCUGUUUCUCCUAGAGAAUUGAUUCCUAAUUGGUCACAUUUAAGUUUAGUGAGGGAAAGAGAGGAGAUAUAUAGAGCGAAAACUAAGUGUAAUUUUGAUAAACGUCAUAAGGUUAAUCGUUUAAAAGAUUUAGAACCUGAACAAAAUGUUUUUAUUAGAGACAGUAAAUCUCAUGGAACCAUAGUUAAGAAACAUAGAUCACCUAGAUCUUAUAUUGUUAAUACUCCUAAAGGAUGUUUAAGACGUAAUAGAUCAAAUUUAGUUCCAUGUGAAUCGCCUCGUAAUCAAGACCUUACUUAUAAUGAUAUUGAAGAUUUUGAGCAACAAGAAGUUACUAAUGAAAGUACGCAAAAGCAUACACGAUUUUCAGAUGUACCUCCAGUGAAUUCAUUUAGUCCUCUUGUUGAGAAUAAUUCUAGUCCCGUUGUUAAAAAUAAGUUUAGUCAAGUUUUAAGAAAGUCUAAACGUAAAAGGAAACCUGUUAAAAGAUUAAUCACAGAAAUAUAA
Molecule: messenger RNA, 645 nt
Organism: Lottia gigantea (owl limpet)
Lineage: Eukaryota; Metazoa; Mollusca; Gastropoda; Lottiidae
Exons: 2
Coding region: 1-645 (214 amino acids)
Source: RefSeq, a predicted model, not a curated record